Messenger RNA from Physella acuta, 23392 nucleotides. RefSeq lists its product as uncharacterized. NCBI's taxonomy places the organism in Eukaryota, Metazoa, Mollusca, Gastropoda, Physidae. Gene Ontology annotation, molecular function: molecular adaptor activity. Gene Ontology annotation, biological process: signal transduction. The record is from RefSeq and is a predicted model, not a curated record.
GCGGCUGAUGUUUUUGUUUCUCUCCAAAAUUAUUGAAUACUACUAGAUCUAGAAUCUAGAUUCUAUAGAUCUACUCACUUAUUAAAUUUAGGUUCGAUCAAACAUGGAGUUAACAAACGAAGAACGCAAACAAAAACUGAAAGCUGGAAAAGAAAAGCUAGCAGCAUUUAAGACAAAAAAAGCUAAAACAAAAAAGAAACCAAGUGAAGACAGCUCCACAGAACCUUCAGCGGAGGAUAAUGUCACUGUACAGACUGGGAAUGAAACUAUCACAGCAGCUCUAGAAAAGUCCACUUCACACAACAUGUCUGAUAUAGAGGCAGCACUGUCACAGAGGGAUGAGAUUUUGAGACAUCUUACAGGAUUUCUGCAGUCAUUUACAGAGCAGGUGGCUCCAGAUCAUGACCUUAUGUCUCAAGUUCAGACUUUAGCAAAGCAUAUCUGCACAUUACAAGCCCAGCUAAUACAAGCUGAUGAAGAUCUGGAGGAGCAGGUCAUACUGCAUGAGUCAUCCAUGGCAGCUCUUCAGUCAGCCAAGUCACAAAUUUUACAGCUAGAGGGAAUCAUCAGCAGUAAAGAUAGGGAGAUCCUUGACAUGGCAGCAGCACGGCUACAGCAAGUUCCCAAUGACAAUAUCAGAAAGUUGGAGCUACAACUGGAACAGUUGCAGGCCACACACAUUGCUGAAAUAGAGCUUAUAAAGAGAAGUAACUCUGACAAUCAACAUGAUAGUUAUCUCUCUUUGUAUGAUUCAUUACAUACACAGCAUGAACAUUUAAAGCAGCAACAUUCUGAAUGUCAACUACAGUUGGAGGAGGUGAAGACAUUGAACUCUGACCUGAUGCAGAGACUGAGAGACAGUGAGAUGAAGCUUGUCCAGCAGACAGAGGAGAUAGAAAACUUGAGGGCUGCCUACCAGGACCUGGUACAGCAGAGAUCCCAGGCUGAAACUGACUUAUCACAGCUCUCUAGGGAAUCUGCUUCACUUGCCCAGAAUAUUUUAGAGCUGGAGACUGAAAUCUUAAGGCUGGAAACAUUUGCAGCAGGUAGUGUGGAUAGCAGUCCCUCAUUAAGCCACACUAGUUCUCUUCAGCUCAAUCAGCUUCCAGAAACAAGUCCAAACAUUUCACAACUUCUACAAAUCAUGCAGUUUGAUAUUAAAAAUAAAAUUGCUUAUAUGCAACUACAAAUUAAAAACUCACUUAAAAACUUGGAUGAAUCGUUUUUAAGUAAACAAACUUUUCAACACAUUGAGAGUGAACUUGUAAAUAUUAAGAAAGAAAAUGAGGUAUUGGUGGAGAGGUUAAAUUGUUAUGAGAAUGAGAGGAAAAUGAAUCUAACAGAGAAAGAAAACUCAGUGGAGGAGGAGCUUCACAACCAGUUGGAGGAGACCAUCAGCCAAUGGCAGAAAUCUCAGCUGAUUGUUCAAGAGAAGGAGAUCAGACUGCAGAAUCUCAGGGAGGAACAUGAGGAACUCACACGCACUAGCUCAGCUUUAAGUAGAAGGUUUGAGAACGACAGGGAAAUGUUUAACUCUGCUAUAGAUGCCUUGAAUUCUCAGCUGGAGAAGAAGGGCCAAGACAUGGCUAAAAUGGAAAAUGUGGUACUGAAGUUAGAAAAUGAAAAGGAAAACAUUCUGUUUGAAUUAUCAGAGCAAAGGAACCUGGUGAUAGAAAAAGAUAGGGAAUUAAAUAUUAUAGAGGAAAAACUUCAGCUGACAAAAGUUGAGAUGGAACAGUUGAACAUACAAGAGCAUAGUGGUGUGCUGGGUGUUGCGGUAAGAAAUGUAGAAGACGAGGUUGUAGAGUUAAGGGCUCAGUUGGCAGCAAGAGAACUGGAGGUGGUAAACUUGAGGCAAGCUCUGGCAGAGAAAGUUGACAAGAAUAUUGUUCAUGAGUUGUAUCAGAGAACAACUGUUGCAGAUAAUCAAUUGUCAGAAACUAAUGAUAAGGAUUCUCAAAUAGUUAAAUAUAUGGAAAGUAUUGCUGAUCUUAACCAAAAGUUGAUAGAAAAAGAUGAAAGCUAUAAUAAACUAAACAUUGAUUUUGUGCACAGUCAGAAUAUUACUGCUGAGUUGAGCCAACAGUUGAGAGUGAAAGAAGAAUUCCUUGAUGAAGUGGGCUCACAAUUGAAAGCCAGCCACAGCACUGUUGCUGAGCUAAACCUCCAGUUAACAGAACAAACUGACAAGAUUGAUGUCAUUAACUCAGAACUUGUCAAGAGUCAGGCUAACAUUGGGCAGCUAAAUCAGCAGUUAAAAGAAAAAGCUGAAAAAUUGGAUGAAAUUAACUUGCUAUUGGUGAAGAGUAAAGAUGACUUUGCUGUGAUUAACCAGCAAUUAGCAGACAAAAGUAAAAAGCUUGAUGAAAUGAAUGUGAUAUUUGAACACAGUCAAGAUGAAGUUGCAGAGCUUAGCCAGCAGUUGAAAGAAAAAGAUCAAAGAAUUCGUGAAAUCAACUCACAGCUGAUUAAUGGCGAUGAUGCUAACGCAGAGAUUUUAAAACAGUUACGUCAGGAAGAGGAAAAAAUAACGGAACUUAACCUGCAAUUGACCAGUAGUCAAGACACCUGUGCAGAACUUAACCAACAGUUGAGAGAAAAAGAUGAAAAGUUUGAUGAAAUAAAUUCCUUUUUGGGUGGCAGGCAAGACUUAAUUGCAGAGCUUAGUCUUCAGUUAAAAGAUAAAGAUGAAAGAAUUCAUGAAUUAAACUCAGACCUUGCGCACACUCAAACCACCAUUACAAAACUAAACCAACAGUUGCUAGAAAAAGAUGAAAAAUGUAAUGAACUCACCACACAAAUGGUUAGAAAUCAAGCUAUAAAUGCAGAAAUCAAUCAACAGUUGAAAGAGAAAGAUGAAAAAUUAGUUGAUCUUAAUUUGUUGUUGGCCAGUAGUCAAAGCACAAUUGAUGAGCUAAAUCAACAGUUGUUACAAAAAGGUGAAACAUUGGUUAAGCUCAACUCAGAUUUGGCCACUAGUCAGGACACCAUCACUGAGCUUCAGCAACAGUUGAGAGAUAAAGAUCAAAAGUUGGAUGAAAUAAAUUCAUCUUUGGGAGACAGCCAAAACACAAUUGCAGAACUUAGCCAAAACUUAAUAGAAAAAGAUGAAAAAUUGUAUGAAAUAAAUUCACAAUUCAUUAAAAAAGAAGAAGCUAAUGAGGAGCUUAAUCAACAACUUAAAGAGAAAACAGAAGCAAUAGUUGAACUUAACUCGCAAUUGACUAAAAAUAAAGAAACUAUUGCUGAGCUUAGCCAAAAUGUAAUAGAAAAAGAAACAUUUGUUGAGCUAAACUCACAAUUGGUAAAGAGCCAAAACUCCAUCACAGAGCUAAAUCAGCAGUUAAAAGAAAAGGUUGAAAAUUUGGAUGAACUAAAUUCUCAAUUACUCCAAUGUCAAAACACAAUUUCUGAUCUGAACCAACAAUUGAGAGAGAAAGAAGAAAAAUUGUCUGAACUUAGCUCACAGCUGACCAACAGUCAAGACACCAUUGUGGAGCUAAGCUCACAGUUGACCAACAGUCAAGACACCAUUGUGGAGCUAAGGUCACAACUGACCAACAGUCAAGACACCAUUGGGGAGCUAAGCUCACAGCUGACCAACAGUCAAGACACCAUUGUUGAGCUAAGCUCACAGCUGACCAACAGUCAAGACACCAUUGUGGAGCUUAGCUCACAGCUGACCAACAGUCAAGACAUAGUUGUGGAGCUUAACCAAAACUUAAUAGACAAAGGUAAAAAAUCUGAUGAAAUGAAUUUACUGCUACUUCAAUGUAAAAAUGUCAUCUCUGAACUUCACCAACAGUUUAGAGAGAAAGAAGAAGCGUUGGUUGAUGUUCACUUACAGUGGGCCCAGAGUCAAGAGACUGUUGCAGAGCUAAGUCAACAGGUGACAGAAAAAGUUGAAAAGUUUAAUGAAAUAAAUGUACAGCUUGUUCAGUGUCAAAACACUAUUGCUGAGCUUAGCCAACAAGUCUUAAAGAAACAAGAAGAAUUAGCUGAGCUUAAUUUACAUGUGACCAAAGACCAAGACACCAUUGCUGAGCUUAGCCAACAAGUCUUAAAGAAAGAAGAAGAAUUAGCUGAGCUUACUUUGCAGGUGACCAAAGGCCAAGACAUCAUUGUUGAGCUUAGCCAACUAGUCUCAGAUAAGGAAGAAGAAUUGGUUAAAGCUAAUGUACUAUUGGUUAACAGUCAAGACACCAUUGCAGAACUAACCCAACAGUUGACAGAAAAAGAUGAGGAAUGUAAAGAAAAUAAUGUACAAAUAAUAAUGAGUCAGAAUUCUAAUGCUGAGUUAAUUCAACAAUUAAAAGAAAAAGAGGAAAAAUUGGUUGCACUUAAUUUGCAUUUGACUAAUAAUCAAGACACCAUUGCGGAGCUUAGUCAAAAAGUUGUAAGUACUGAAACAUUAGCAGAACUUGAUGCACAGUUGGUAAAGUACAAAGGCAUUGUUGCAGAACUAACUCAACAGUUGAAAGAAAAAUGUGAUUUCUGUGAUGGGCUAAGUUCACAGCUAGUUCAGAGUGAAAACACAAUAACUGAUCUUAACCAACAGUUCACAGAGAAAGAAGAAACAUUAACUGGACUAAAUUCACAGUUGGUCAAAGAUAAAGACACAAUUGCUGAGCUUAGCCAACAACUGCGAGAGGCUGUUGAAAAUGUUAGUGAACUUAACUCCCAGCUAAUACAGAGUCAAAACAUGAUUUCUGAUCUUAAUCAACAGUUGACAGACAAGGAAGAAAUUUUAACUGAGCUCAAUUUACAAAUGGCCAAGAGCCAAGAUAUUAUUGCAGAGCUUAACCAAAAGUUGAGAGAAAAAGUGGAAUUGUAUGAUGAGCUAAAUUCUAAUUUUGUAAACAGUCAACAUACCAUUACAGAGCUAAACCAACAAAUUACAGAUAAAGAUAAAAACAUUACUGAAAUAAGCUCACAAAACCAACAUACUAUGACAGAGCUUAACAAUCAGUUGAUUGACCUAACUGAAAGAUAUAAUGAAAUAAACUCACAGCUGAUACAAACUCAAAACACCAUCACUGAUCUAAACCAUCAAAUUGUGGAUCUUAACUUAAAAUUGACCACAGGUCAAGAUAAUAUUACCGAGCUUAGCAACGUAUUGAAAGAAAAAGAAGAAGGUUUAGUUAAAGUCAAUUUACAAUUGGUUAACACUCAAGACAUCAUCAAUGAACUUAACCAACAGUUAGGAGAAAAAGAUAAAAAGUGUGAUGAAAUAAAUUCUUUAUUGGGUGGCAGUCAAAACACCAUUACAGAACUUAACCAAAUGUUAACAGAAAAAGAUGAAAAAUUGUUGGCCUUAAACUCACAACUGAUAAACAGUCAAGAUGCUAAUGUGCAGCUUAAUCAACAACUUAAAGAGAAGACAGAAGCAAUAGUUGAACUUAACUUCCAGUUGACUAAAGAUAAAGAAACCAUUGCUGAGCUUAGCCAAAAUGUAAUAGAAAAAGAAACAUUUGUUGAGCUAAACUCACAAUUGGUAAAGAGCCAAAACUCCAUCACAGAGCAAAAUCAGCAGUUAAAAGAAAAGGUUGAAAAUUUGGAUGAACUAAAUUCUCAAUUACUCCAAUGUCAAAACACAAUUUCUGAUCUGAACCAACAAUUGAGAGAGAAAGAAGAAAAAUUGUCUGAACUUAGCUCACAGCUGACCAACAGUCAAGACACCAUUGUGGAGCUAAGCUCACAGUUGACCAACAGUCAAGACACCAUUGGGGAGCUAAGCUCACAGCUGACCAACCGUCAAGACACCAUUGUGGAGCUAAGCUCACAGUUGACCAACAGUCAAGACACCAUUGGGGAGCUAAGCUCACAGCUGACCAACAGUCAAUACACCAUUGUGGAGCUCAACCAAAACCUAAUAGACAAAGGUAAAAAAUCUGAUGAAAUGAAUUUACUGCUGCUUCAAUGUAAAAAUGUCAUCUCUGAACUUCACCAACAGUUUAGAGAGAAAGAAGAAGCAUUGGUAGAUGUUCACUUACAGUGGGCCCAGAGUCAAGAGACAGUUGCGGAGCUAAGCCAACAGGUGACAGAUAAAGAUAAGAAGAUCAAUGAAAUAAACUCAGAAAGCCAAAACACCUUUACAGAGAUAAGCAGUCAGUUGAUGGAAAGAACUGAAAGAUAUAAUGAAAUAAACUCACAGCUUGUACAAAGUCAAAACACCAUUGCCGAUCUUAACCAACAAAUGGAGGAGCUCAACUUGCAGUCGAAAGAAAAAAGUGAAAAAUGCGAUGAGCUCAAUUAUUUGUUGGUAGAGAGUCAAAACACCAUUGCAGAAGUUAAGCAAAAUGUCACAGAAAAAGAAGAAACAUUAGCUGAGCUUAACUUGCAGCUGGUGAAGAACCAAGACACCAUUACUGAGCUUAGUAAACAAUUGCUGGAAAAAACUGAAAAGCUUGAAGAAAUUAAUUCAUUAUUGGGAGAUAAAAAAGACAGUAUUGCGACUCUUAGCCAAAAAUUUAAUGAGAAUGAAGAAAAAUUAGUUGAGCUUAAUUUGCAGCUGGUAGCUAGUCAAGACACUGUUACUGAGCUACGUCAACAGUUAAUGGAAAAAGGUGAAAAGAUUUACGAACUAAACUCACAGGUGAAUCAAAGUCAAGUCACCAUCACAGAGCUGGACCAACAGCUGAUAGAAACAGAAGAAAAAUUAAAUUCACAACUGGCCAGUAGCCAAGAUACCAUUGAAAAACUUGACCAACAGCUGAUAGAAACAGAAGAAAAAUUAAAUUCACAACUGGCCAGUAGCCAAGAUACCAUUGAAAAACUUGACCAACAGCUGAUAGAAACAGAAGAAAAAUUAAAUUCACAACUGACCAGUAGUCAAGAUACCAUUGAAGAACUUCAGCAACAGUUGAAAGGAACAGAAGAAAAAUUAAAUUCACAACUGGCCAGUAGCCAAGAUACCAUUGCAGAACUUGAGCAACAGUUGAAAGAAACAGAAGAAAAAUUAAAUUCACAACUGGCCAGUAGCCAAGAUACCAUUGAAAAACUUGAGCAACAGUUGAAAGAAACAGAAGAAAAAUUAAAUUCACAACAAGCGAGUAGCCAAGAUACCAAUGAAAAACUUGAGCAACAGUUGAAAGAAACAGAAGAAAAAUUAAAUUCACAACAAGCGAGUAGCCAAGAUACCAUUGAAAAACUUGAGCAACAGUUGAAAGAAACAGAAGAAAAAUUAAAUUCACAACUGGCCAGUAGCCAAGAUACCAUUGAAAAACUUGACCAACAGCUGAUAGAAACAGAAGAAAAAUUAAAUUCACAACUGGCCAGUAGCCAAGAUACCAUUGAAAAACUUGACCAACAGCUGAUAGAAACAGAAGAAAAAUUAAAUUCUCAACUGACCAGUAGUCAAGAUACCAUUGAAGAACUUCAGCAACAGUUGAAAGGAACAGAAGAAAAAUUAAAUUCACAACUGGCCAGUAGCCAAGAUACCAUUGCAGAACUUGAGCAACAGUUGAAAGAAACAGAAGAAAAAUUAAAUUCACAACUGGCCAGUAGCCAAGAUACCAUUGAAAAACUUGAGCAACAGUUGAAAGAAACAGAAGAAAAAUUAAAUUCACAACAAGCGAGUAGCCAAGAUACCAAUGAAAAACUUGAGCAACAGUUGAAAGAAACAGAAGAAAAAUUAAAUUCACAACAAGCGAGUAGCCAAGAUACCAUUGAAAAACUUGAGCAACAGUUGAAAGAAACAGAAGAAAAAUUAAAUUCACAACAAGUGAGUAGCCAAGAUACCAUUGAAGAACUUGAGCAACAGUUGAAAGAAAAGGGUGAAAGAAUGUGUGAGAUGGACUCCCAGUUGGUACAGAUACAAGACACCAUGUUAGAACUUAACCAACAGUUGACAGAAAAAGUUGAAAAGUUGAAUGAAGUAAGUGUACUGCUGGUUCAGUGUGAAAACACUAUUGCUGAUCUUAAGCAUCAAGUCUUAGAGAAAGAAGAAGAAUUAGCUGAAGUUAGUUUGAAGAUGGCCAAGGAUCAAGACACCAUAUCUGAGCUUAGCCAACAGCUGCAAGAGAAAGUUGAAGCUAAUAGUGAACUUGACUCCCAGUUAGCACAGAAUCAAAACAUUAUCACUGAGCUUAAUAAUCAGUUAAGAGAGAAGGAAGAAUUGUUAGUUGAGCUCAACUUGCAAUCAGCCACUGGUCAAGACACAAUUAAUGAAGUUAACAAUCUGUUGAAAGAAAAAGAUGAAAAGUUUGAUAAAAUCAAUGAACAGCUUGUCCAAAGCCAAACCACAGUGGCCAAACUGAAUCAAGAGCUAAGAGAAAAAGUUGAAAAGUUUGAUGAAAUCAGUGAACAGCUUGGCCAAAGCCAAACCACAGUGGCCAAACUGAAUCAAGAGCUAAGAGAAAAAAGUGAAAAGUUUGAUGAAAUUAAUGAACAGCUUGUCCAAAGCCAAACCACAGUUGGCAGGUUAAACCAAGAGAUGAGAGAACAAGCAGAAAGGUUGGUGGAAGUAAACACACAGUUGCUGCAAAGUCAAACCACAGUUGCUGAAUUGAAGACACAAUUAAGAGAGAAUGAAGAAAGUUUAGUUGUACACAAGUUGCAGUCUGCCAACCAUGAGGAGACCACUGCCCAGCCUAACCAUCAACAUCCUUUGGACAGGAGCGCUGAGUACAUCACUGCAGGAACUGAUGUUGACACAUUGAAAGCAGCUCAUGAUCUGGAUUGUGUUAAGAGGAAAAACAAUCAACUCCAGAGUUUAUUGUCUUGUACAUUGGAAGAAACCCAAGCUCUUGAGGCUGUCUUUGUUCAACAGGAAAUUAAGCUACAAGAGCAGACGGCAGUGUUAAGUCUGAAUGAUAGCGCUGGACAGUUUGUUGAUAAAGUCACAUCAGAGUUAGGUGCUGGCAAACAUUGCCAGAGUUGUCAGGAGAGGUUGGCAUCAGGUGCAGACACCCAUGAACAUUGUGCCAGUAAGUUUUCUCAGUUAGAGAAGAAAUAUCAAACUUUAAAUGGCAUAUUGUCAUGGAGAGCUGAAGAGCUAUCUCAAAAGGAGGCUCUGCUGGUUGAACAAAGUCUGGUGAUUGAAGCUAUGAAUGUUAACAUUGAGCAAUUACAAGGCAUCAUUAGUGAAAGAGAUGACCAGGUACAGGCUUUGACCAGUCAGUGUAAUGACCUCUCACAAGAGAAUGCCAGUGUCAUGGCUGUCAGGACAGAACAUGACAGGCUGCUGGCAGAGUACCAGAGACUGGCAGAGGUCAAGGACAAGCUGGAGCAGAUGAUGUCUGGGGGCAGGGAGGAGCAUCUGCUUGAGUGUGCCCAGCUGACCCAGAGGAUCCUACAGCUCAGUGAUGAUGGGGACAAGAAGGAUAGAACCCUUGAGAAGCUGAAGGCUGAGCUAGAGAGUUAUCUGAAGGAUAUUCAUGAACUGAAGGCUGACUUGGAGGAGAAGGAUGCAGCAAUGAGUGGGAUCAAGCAAGAACUGGAAGCACUGACCUCUCUGCUGGAGAAGAACAGAGAAGAAAAGGAAAUGCUCAAGUCCAACUUUGACAGCUGUAUGGAAGACAUGCAGCUGAGGGCAGGGGAGCAGGAGAGUGAGAUCCAGGCACUCAAGUCUCAGCUGAAGGAAGGCAAGAAAUGGAAGGCUCAGGACCAGGACGACAUGAAGGAGCUGUAUGAGCAUCAGGUCAUUGAGCUGGAGGAGAAGCUGCUGGCCUCAGACAAACUUUGCCAACAGCUGGAGAAAGAUGUUGGGGAGAUGAAGAAAAAACUGGCCUCUAGCAAGGAUAUGUAUGAACUUCAGCUGACUGAGCUUGAGCUCAAUGUCCUGACUGCCACUGCUGAACAUGCCAGGGUCAAGGAUGAGAUGGCCAAGUUAAUCAACAACCACGAAUGUGAAGUGGCAGGGCUGAAGAGGCUGCAAGAAAUACAAACCACGCAGCUUGAAGACACAUGCAUGAACCUGGAGAGAAGCAAUGCCCAGCUCAAGAGGCAGUUGAAUGAACUCAACAAUCAGUUUAGAAAGGAGAGAAACAACUUUGAGCAGAGUCUUGAAUUCCAGGUGACAGAUAAUGAAGAGAAAAGACGAAUGUACGAGACUGAGGUGUCCAAGUUGAAGAAAUAUCUGGAGGACAUGAAGCAAGAUCAUGAAGUGGAGUUGAAAAACUUGGAGAAAAGUUAUGAAGCUCGGCUCUAUGAGCUGGAAGAUAAAUACUGCAUAGCCACCAAUGAUUUGCACAAACUGAGAAAGGCUUGCAGUGCUGAAGGAGAUUACUCUGAAGAAAGGCACCGUUUAGAUCUGAGGAUUGAGGAGUUGGAGGGCAAGCGCAGGGAUGCUGAGCUGAGGACCAUGUCCCUGGAGGAUGAGGUGGCCAAGCUGAGGGAGCAGAUACAAGACAGGGAGAGGGAGAUCAUUCUCAAUAACGGAGUGCAGGAGUCGCAGUUCUUGGACAUGGAGGAGGAAAUCUCAAGGCUCAAACUCCAAAUAUCAGAGCUUACAGCUCAACAUAAACAGGAGUUGAGCUUACUAAAACAGGAACAUGAUUCUCAUAUAAAACAGUUAAAAAACAGUCAUGUUAACACAUUAUCACAUAAUGGCAGUGGGCUGUCCAGUGUUGCAGAUCUACAGAAGAAAGUAGCUGGGCUAACUGAGGAGAAUAACAGGUUGAAGAGGAGGAUGUCCAGUGAGCAGAUCUCUGAAAGAGAGUUGCCUCCCAUCUCUAAGGCUGAGGACAAUUUCCCUCCCUAUUCUGGAGCCCGGCCCACACUGGCUGAUAGAGAUUGUUUCUCUCCUAGUGUAGAGGAAGGGUUUGUUGCUGAAGCCCCAGAACAUUUGCUGAACCAGGAGCCAGACUUUGUGGAGGAGCAUGACAGGUUCCAGCCAGAGAUGGAUCAUGAACGAGUGAUGGACGUGGGCCAGCGCAGCGUCCAUCCCAUCAGAGAGGAGGGCAUCUGUGAAGGCUUCCAACCAGAGAAGGCAGAUCUAUUUUUAAUGGACACAGAAGAGUCUAGCCAGUCCACCAUUUGGCCAGGUAAACUAACAGUUGGCAUGUCACCGUCCCACUUGCCAGGACAGCAAAAGCUCUUUGAGUUUGACAGCAUUGAUGACUAUGAACAUCACUACCAACAGAAAGUUGACUUGGUAGAUGGGGCUGACACAUCCAAACCGUUGUCUGGCCAGAGAUUUGAGACCCAGUCUUCAGAAACUGAAAUCUCUGUUGAGCAAAUGAAAGAAGACCUGGAGGAGGAGUAUGUGAUGAAGCUGAGGAAGCAAGAGUUUGAGCUGAAGCUCCAUUAUGAAAGCCUGCUCCAGAAGUUUGAAGAGGAGAGAGAGCAGCACUAUGCCCAGAAGUUGCAGGCAGUCAAAUAUGACUGGGAGCACAAGUUUGCUAAAGCCUUGCGCAAAGUUAAGAAGAAAAUGGAAAAGAAAGCUGACUUAAAAGAGCAGUUUGGUGGAGGGGAUUCUUCCAAUAAAGUUGAGGGUGAAGCUCAAGGGGUGAGGGGUCUGACAGCACACCAGCUGGGUGUGGAGGAGCUCUAUAAAGAGAAUCAGGAGCUUGCUGAGGUCCGGGAUGAUCUGUUGAGACUAAUUGAGAUCUCCAACGCUCGAGGCUUGCAUGAUCAAGUGCAACAGGAACUGGAGUCUCGUAUCACCAACAAACUUGACGUCAGCAAGGAUGGAGGGGAGUUGUCCAGAAGUGAGGCCAGCUCAGGCCGGGAUGGUCUCUUGGAGGAGUUUGAGGACGUGUCUCACCAGUCUGACCAGGACCUGCCGCUGGAGUGGGAGCUGACCAGCACUGAGACGGGGGUCUUUGAGGAGAAGCAGGGCAGCAUCUGGGAGGUGUUUGAUGGGCGCUGUGUGCGCCAGGACUGCCAAGAGCUGGAUACACUGCGUAUCCAAUAUGAGCAUCAGAUCUCUUCCUUACAAAGACAAUUGGAAGCUGAGAGAAGAAACAACAAGGAACACAUGGAUUACAGGCAGCAGGAAUAUGAGCAGCUCAUCACUGAACUGUGUAAUGAGCUCAAUGAAGAGCAAGAAGUGAGGUUGAAGCAGGUGAUAUCCCACCUUGUCCACCUACACCUGGGUGAGAUCCAGAAGUUACACCUAGAACAUCAGGAUGAGACAGCCCUGGAGCUGACAGCACUGAAGCUGUCCCUGGAACAGAUCUACCUGACCAAAUCUCAGCUAGAGGUCUCAGAACAACAGAGACAUUACCAGCACGAGCUGGAGCUGUUACAUAAGCAACAUAAAGAUGAGCUGUGUAGACUAGCUCUGGUCAAGCCCUCUCACACUUCACCUGAUUCUAUAGAUACUGCAACAAGGUCAAUAACAGAUGAAUACAAUCAUUUGAUCCAGCGAAUAAGCAAAGAUCUGAGUGAAAAAUUCAAUGGUGAACAUUCAGUGGCUGAAGAGGUGCAGAAGCUGUUGCUAGGGCAACAAGAGGAGAUAAUCUCACUGAGAAGCAAGAUGCUGACAGAAUAUGGCUCAGUCCUCCAGUCACGAUCUGAUGCCAUGCUGGAGCAGAUGCGACAAGUCACAGAGCUGGAGGAAAAGCUGCAGGAACUCCAUGCCCAGUGUGGUGAACAGCUGGUGGGUCUGCAGGAACAUGAGGACAGAGAAAACGUUCUAGUCUACCAGAGAAAACUAACAGAGGCAGAGAAAAGAAUUUCAGACCUGGAACAACAGCUAACCAACACACUUGAGGGUGAUGAUGAGUCAACUGACCAGUCCAGUGGCAGCUGGAAGGUGCGUUACCUGCAGCUAGUGGACAAGUACCAAGCCAUGCAGGGAGAGAUGGUGCAGCAGGAGAGAAAGGUGGAUGACCUGACUGAAGAGCUUGAGAAGUUGAGAACCACUGAAUCCUACAGCACAUACCAGGCCACUGGAGACCACAUGGAGUUUAUCAGCACACAAGGGAUGGGGUUUGGCUAUCCCAGGGAUUCUAACAACUGCAACAACAACAGCAACAACAACUGCCUGCCCUCCAAGGAAGAGGCCAACAUCAACAACAACUCCAUAUCAUCAGAGCAUGAGGUGGAGACACUGGGGACUUUGGUCAGUGAGCUAGAGCAGCAACUGACAGCUGCCAGAGCUAAAGAAGAUGAACUGAACCAUAAGAUAGAUGAGCUGGAACAUGCCCACCAGGAGAUGAUGCAGAGCUUGCGAGAAGAGCUUGAACAUGAGAAACAAGUAGAGCUGGAGACAUUACAGUCAGAGUUUAGAAUCCAACUGGAGAUAGAGCUGAAACGCCAGGCAGCUCUGAUCAGGCAGGAGGGGGAGGUGAAAGGUGUGAGAGCCUCACCAUCAUCCAACAGCACGCUGGAGUACACAGACAGCAACAGUGAUUCUCACAGUGAGCUCUUGGCCACAAAAAGCUUUGAUGUGGAGGAGCUCAAGGAUGAGUUGUCAGGUCAUCCAGAGCCAGUCACUGAGACCCUUGUGAUGACCAGUGGUCAAGCUGGGUAUACAGACCCAAGUCAAGAAGUGGCUGAGUUAAAUCAGCUGAGGCUACAUUUAGAGAUGGCAGAACAAGAGAAGGCAACUCUAGUGUUGAAUCAUGAACAAGAGUUGGAAGUACUGACCAACAAGUUGAAUGAGGCGGAGGACAGAUAUGAUAGAUUGAUGGCAGGUGUAGAGAGGGGAGACUAUCCAGAGCUGAAUGAAAUUAUCAAAGAUAAAUACGACACCCAGUUGGAACUGACAAAAUCUCUGCUACAGAAAGAUUAUGAUGAAACUCUCAAGGAAGAAAAGAAAAAGUUAAUGGAGAAACAUCGCACAUUGAUGGCCAGCUUGAUGGGCGACCGAGGGGAGGAAGAGGAUAAACACAAGGUAGAGAUGGAGGCUUUGAGGGAGGAGUUAACACAGACAUUUGAGGAGAAGUUGCUGAUGGAGAGGGAGACAUUGAAGCAAGAAUUAACACUGGCAUUUGAGGAGACUUUGUUGGAGUCUCAGCAAGAAAUUGAAAGACUCAACAGUUUACUUCAAGAAACCUCUCGUCACAACAUAGACAAAUCUCUGGCUCAAGUGGAAGAAAUCACACUCAAUUUUGAGGAGGCUGAGAGUGGGGGCUCAUCAACUCCUCUGUCCAGUCCAACAUUUGCUGAGGUUGUCAAAAGCCACAUCCCCUUGUCUAAAAGUGAAAGAAAAGAACUGCAGGAGAGGAUAAAGCAGCUUGAACACCAGAUCCAAGUUUUACACCAGCCAGAUCAGGCUAAGGACUUUUCCCAGGAUACACUUAGUGUGUCGCAGGACACAUUGAGAGUGGAGGACAGUUCUCUGAUUGCUAUGCUACAGUCUGACCUUGAUAGAAUCAGUGCUGAAAGGGAGAACAUCCAACAGACCAACGAGCGCCUGCUGAGCCUCCUGUCAGACUCUGUGAAGACCUACAUGGGUGUGGAGGACACAAUCAACAGACGCCUGUCCCAGGUGGUGGCUGGAGCUGAGGCAGGGGCCAGACCUGAUGCUUCAUCCAACAAGAGCUCACCUGCAAGAAAACCUCGAGAUGUGAACACAAGCAUAGACAGCCUGACAUCAGAGGAAACAAGUUUACUUUCUAAUGGCAUUGAUGAGGGCCUGGAGAUCUCCCAGAGACUUGCAGAGAGCAUCUUUGCUGGGCCUGACCUGGAUCCUGAAGGGGAAGAAAUUCUCUUAGAUGCCAGAAGUCGUUUAGAGACUGCAGUUGAUCAGCUGUUGGAGCUAAUGGAACAGUCCAAUGCCCAGCUGGUAGAGGCCAAGGCCACACAACAGCAGCUGCUGGAGUCACUAGCGGCCAGGGCCAAUGAAUAUGAGAGCAUCAAUGCCAAAUGUACAGAGCUACGUAACCAACUCUCCAGUGAGAUUGAGGCUAAAGAAUUUCUGGGACUUGAACUACACAAGGCUGAAGGUCUGCUAGGUGGAUACAGCUCUGAGCGUGAGUCACUAGAGCAGAGACUGCAGGCUCUAGAGGAACAGAGGGAGUCUCUGAUUGUCCAGCUGGAUACGACACGCUCUCAGCUAGAGAGCUACCAGCAGUCUGACACCCAGGGGGAGGACCACCCACAGCAGAGCCCGGCACCUAGCCAGGAGAUCCAAGUGGAUGACCCUCCGAGCUUGCCACCACAUCCACCAGCCCUGUUGGUGGAGGUGAAGAGUCUGAAUGAAGAGAAGAAAGAGUUGAGUGAGCAGUUGCAGCAACAGCUGGACCACUCCACACAGCGCAUCAGUCUGCUGGAGGGUUUGCUGGAGGAAUCUGAGCGCCAGCAUGAGAUCCUCGUGGAAGAAAAGUGCAGGGAGACUGAAGACUUGAGGCUACAGCUGGAGAAUUGUGAGAGGCAGCUGAAGGUCAAUAAGGCGUUUGUGGAGGAUCAGAUACUGGAGCGUGAACAAGAGAGGGAAGAUCAUCAGAGGGAGAUCAGGAGGCUGGAGCAGCUCCUGGAGGGCAGAGACAAGCAGGUGGAGGCACAUCAUAGGCUUCAGAGUGAGAUCUCGGACCUCACAGAGCAGCUCCAGUCGCACGUAACCAAUCAAGCUGCCAUGCACCAGAGAAUCUUAGAACUUCAAACAGCUCUACAGGACAAGGAACUCAGUGCUCAUGACUUGAAGAAAUGGGUGUCUGAGCUGGAGAGAGAGCUGGACCAGAAGGGCAGCCUGGAGGAGCAGCUGAAGACCAAGAUCCUGAGACUGGAGAGGCAGCUGACCAGCCAGACACAGGAGGACCCUGAGAGCAGCGGAGAGAUCUCACUGGACUCUGAGAAAAGAUCUGUCCCAGAGCUUCUGUCUCCCGUCCACACCCUGAGGGUCAGCUCGGUCCCCCUACAGGAGGAGCUGCGCAGGUGUCAGCUGUUGGACCAGGAAGUGCAGCAUGAAAAUGCUGCACUGAAGGAACAAGUCCAGCAACAGAUGGUUCAAAUCUCUGGACUCAGGAACCAGCUGGACCAGUUCAGGCACUACAGUGGCAUGGAGGAUGACAGCACCCAUCUGAGGGUCAAGCUACAGGCAUCCAGAGACAUGGUGGAGAAGUUAGAAGAUAAGGUGAGUGAAGCAGAAAGAACAAUUGAAGCCUUAGAACAAGAGUUGAAAGAGAAGACUGAGGAGGUGGAUCUGAUUAGAACUCAGGCUACAAGAAUACUCAACAUUGGGGACUCACAACUUGAAAAUGAAAGCCUAAAGAAACAGCUGGAGGAACUAAGAAAGGAGCAGUCCCAGGUUGAUGUGACUCCAAGUUUCCCACCUGCUUUGUUAGAGGAGAAGAACCUGGAGAUAGAGGAGCUGAACAAAAAACUCAAGUCUUUGGAAGAUGAACUGGAUCAAAUGCAGGAGAAAAACACUGCAGAUAAGAGAAAAAUGGCCGAGCUUGAAACCCGCUUGAAGGAAAAAGAUGAAGAGAUCAGUGACCUCCAUGACAGCAUCAUAAGCUUGCGUCGUGGGGAAAUGUGUCUGGAUGUUUCUCUGCCUAUCAAUGAGGAUGCCAAUCAUUUACUUAACAUCUCCAUGACUGGACAGGUGUCUAGGCCAGACACAGAGCGGACCAGCAUACAGCAGGAGCUAGAGGAGACCAUGGUAGAAAAGGAGGGAGAACUCUUGUUUCUCAGAGACACAAUAACACAGCUGACCAAAGAAUUAGAGGGGAAAAGUGAACAAGUCAGACAUCUAGAAGUCACAGUGGAAUCUUUGAAGCAGUCUCUAAGUGUUCACCAGCAUGUACAACCCCAUGAGGUGGACAAGGUGAAAGAACAAGAAGAUGAUCAAGUGGAUGGACAUGAGCCAGGUGUGGACCAUGUUGUACAGGGGACAUCAGAAGUUGAUGGUCAGGAAAUGUGUGUGCAGGAUGUGGACAAGAUGGAGGUGUGGGCUCAGAGUGAUCCUACCGAGUUGGCAACACUGAAAGAACAGCUGGCAGAACAAUCUGAAGCAAGAACUGAGCUAGAGAACAGGCUGCAGCAGUUGGAGGAAGAACUUGUCAUUGCUGUUGAAGAGAGACAUAAAUGUCAGCUGGAGAUGCAUGAACAAGAACACAAACAUGAAGAACUAAUCAUGCAAAUAGACAAUCUACAACAUGAGAUCCUGAGUCUUACUAAUUUCCAGCAUGAGCUGCAAAAGGACUUUGAUACAAUACAAACUUUGUUGGAUGAGAAGGAGAAAGAGAUGGACAUGUUGGCCAAGGAGUUGACAGACAGCAAGACACAACAGGAGGCGCUGGAUACCUUGCUGCAGCUGGAGCAGAUUGUAGCCAGCCUGCGCAGGGAGCUCAAGGAAAAACAGAAUGUAGUGGACGAGAGGGAGGAGGAGCUGUAUGAGCUACAGGACAAGAUGGAAGACAUGGCUGGAGAGCUGAACUCAGUACGAGGGGAACUAACUGAGAGCCAGGAGUUGCUGAACCAGGAGAAGACUGCCAACACAGAGUUACGGAACCUGUUGAACAAAGCAAGAGAGGAGUCUGACAAUAUUAAAAACAUUUUGAGCAAGGAGAGAGAGAGAUUAGAGGAGUUGAGUGUGAGAAAUGAAGAGUUGAGUCAACAUGAAGAAGUGAACCAUGAUCUGAAGAAGAAGGUGGCUGCUCUAGAAGAUGAGCUGUCACAAGCAGCUGAUGGGGGCAAGGUGAAGGCUGCUCAGCUAGACCAGCCAGCUCACCAGGAUUCCUGGUCACAGGUGGACAGCUCCGAUGUAGUGGACAAUGGUCAACUGGAAGCUGCCAGUGCAGGUGAGGAUGAGAUUAGUGUGCUGAAGAGACAGUUGCUGGACAAUGAGGAAAUUCUCAGACAGCGCCAGACAGCUCUGCUGGAACUUCAGACAGACAACGAGGCUCUGGUUGCUGAGAGAAACACUUUGCAAGAAUUGGUAGGACAAAAUGUCCAAACCAUAGAGGACCUUAAUCAGCAGCUUGAUCAAAAUGUCCUCACUAUUGAGGACCUCAAUCAACAACUUGAUGAAAAUGUCCUCACUAUUGAGGACCUCAACCAACUACUUGAUCAAAAUGUUCUAACUGUAGAGGACCUGAAGAGUCAGCUGUAUAUCCGCCAAUCUUGUUUGCUUGAUUUGGAAGCUGAGAGAAACACACUGAGGGAGGAAAAGAAUAUUCUGGAAGAAGCCCUGAAGCAGGGAUCUAACGACCAAAUGAGAGAUGACCAGUUGACCAUCAGGCAUCAUGUGGAGAGACAUGCUAGAGUGACACGUCAGCACUCUGAUGUCCAGCUGAUGCUGCAGGAGAAAGAUGACCUCAUCAGAGAACAGGAGGAAAAAAUAGAAGAGCUACAGUCUCAGCUUGAGAGGCUGACCCAGCCCAUGAUGUUAGAUGACGCCAGCCAGCAACCCCAAUCCAUUGUAAGUGACGUCACAAGAGCUCUGAGGGGCGUGAGCUUGUCGUCAUCACUGCCAUCAGAUAGCAGCACUCUCCUGAUGGGCAUGACUCGCUGGGAGUCUGAGCCUGCCAGCCUGGCUAUGGGAGACAGCUGUUACAUCAAGUUCCGCAUGACCGAGGCCGAGAGGUUAGCCAGGCAGCAACAGAGGGAGUUGUCCAAGGAAAACCUUGAACUUGAAAAGGUCAGGUACGACCUGGAGCGUUGGCUGAGGAUGCAGAAAGAUAGAAGCCAGCAGGACAAAGAAUAUGCUGAAUUAAGUAUCAAGGUACAGGAGCUAAGAAUCAUUGUGGAAGAAAAAGAAAGUUUGAUAAUUUCACUAAGGGAGGAAUUAGAAUCUGUCAAAGCUUUAUAUCAGCAGGCUAUAGAAUCAGAUCACACAACUAAACAAAGUGAAUUACAUGAACUAAAAACAAUUGUGGAAGAAAAAGAAAUUGUAAUAAUUUCACUAAGGGAGGAAUUAGAGUCUUUGAAAGGUUUGUACCAGAAAGCUGUGACAUCUAAUAACAGAACCCAACUAGGUGAAUUACAGGAACUUCAAACAGUUGUCAAUGAAAAAGAAAGUCUGAUAAUUUAUCUAAGGGAGGAGUUGGAUUCUAUGAAAGCAUUAUACCAGCAGUCUAUAGAAUCAGAUCACAGAUCUCAACAAGGGGAAGUACAGGAACUUCAAAGAGUUGUAGAAGAGAAGGAAAGUCUGAUAAUUUCUCUAAGAGAGGAGUUGGAUUCUGUGAAAGCCUUAUAUCAGCAGUCUAUAGAAUCCGAUCACAGAUCUCAACAAAGGGAAGGAAGUCCUUCCAGCCUGUCUCCAGAAACCAAACAGUCAAUCUCUCAAUUAAAACUACAGCUUAGGAAAGCACAUUCAGCCUUGGAAGAGAUGCACAACCAGCAACAUUCUAACAGAGAGCCUGACACAAAGGACAGAAACUUGGAACAGGAAGUGGAAGAUUUGAGGCAAACUCUCCAAAUCAGGGAUGAGGAACUGUCCAUUCUGAGGUCAAAGAUGAGAGAUGACCAGAAAAUAAAGGAGAAGCUACCCUCUCAAGUCUUACGAGCAGAUGGUUUCAAUACACCUUUAUCUACAUCAGCACAAGAAACAUCAUUCUCAGUUGAUGGCAUGCCAGAUAGACUACAGGUUUUGUUACAACACUUGAACAGCUUGGGAGAAAACCUCCUUAGUUUAUCAGACCUGCAGUACUUACAGAAUUGCUUGUUGCCUAGCAACCAGAUGAGCUCCUCACAGUACCAGGCAUUAACAGAAUCCCUGAAUGAAUUAAAGGACAUGGUGCCUCACAUUGAGGAAAUCUUGGAAGAGACAAGUGAAGACUGGAGGUAUGAGCUACUGGAGGCUGUGCUCAAGUUCUUUAAGAAACAGGCUGAGGCUCUACAGACACAAAUAGACCAGUCCUACAACACCAUUGAUGGCAACCAUCUCAGGACCAGACUUCAAAUGAUGGAAGAAAUGCAUCGGUCAACAGUGGAUGAACUGCUCCAUGCUGACCGCCAGUCUCUGUUACAACAAAUAGACUCACUACACCAGCGCCUCCUGGAGGCCAGGAAUAAUUUAGAGGAAACCAAAGAGGAGCUGGGCCAGAGGAUCUCUAGCCUGGAGGAGAGCAAGUCUAAGGAGGAGUGGAAGCUGAGGAGACAGGUUCAAAUGGUGGAGAACAAGCUUCAGCAAGAGGAAAUCAUCAAAGAUGACUUGAAGAACUCCCUGAAGAUGGAGAGACAACGCUUGACCGAUGCCUUGUCAGAGUCCAACCAGGAGAAGGCCAAAGUUCUGGAACUUCAGUCUGAGCUGUCCUUCACACAGAUUCACCUGUCUAAGGCCAAGGAUGCGGUGGAGCGGGAACAGCAACGCUUUUCAUCUGUCUUGUUAGACUGGAGCCAAGCCCUUGAUGCCCUAGAGGAAGAGAAAGUGAAGUCUUCCAGGCUGGCUGAUCUUCUAGAGUCCACCAGACAGAAGCUGCAGGCUCUACAGCAGGAAGUGGCUGAAGCAGAUCAGAGGAACCACCAGAAGUAUCAGUCUGGGGAGAGCUUGAUUAAGGAGCAGCAAGAAGAACUAGUGAGAGAAAGACAGAGAAGUUUUCAGUUUUCUCAAGCAGAAGAGCAAGCCAAGCUAGAGAUCUUUGAGCUAUCCACACAGUUGGAAGCUCAGGAGAGAAAACUGGCAGCACUUAGUCAUGAAUAUGAGGAGAAAAUUGAAGCUUUACAUAGGCAACACAUGGAAAGAGAGUUGAUGUAUCGUGUGGAUGGAGAGUCACAGUCUCUGAGAGAUUUACUAGAAGUGGAGAGACAGAAUCAUCAGACAAGACUGGAACAAGAGAGGGAGAUCAACAAAAAACUGUUGGAGCAAAUCAACACACUGAAGACCGAGGUGGGCCAGUUGAAAGAGAACUAUGAAAGUGAAAAGUCUAGAGCAGACUUGUACAAGGUUGAACUGGACGGUGUCCUGGUGCAGCAGGACAGAAGGGGCUCAAGCAGUGACAGCCAGGGGUCAGUGAGUGCUGAACUGACCUGCCUUGAGAGCACAGUGUGUAGACACAUCCCAGCCCUGGAGCAGGACAGGGAGACCCUCAGGUUGAAAGUGAGCCAGCUAGAAGAAGAGCUGAGCAGAAUUCAGGAGAAAACCAGGCAAGUUGAGUUCCAGAUGGCCAAACAAAAUGUGUCUGCUGGUCAUUCUUCAAGGUCAACUAGAACAGUCAGGGAGGAAAUGAUCAAAUCUUUGUUGGCUGUGAGUGAUGACAGAGAGGACGUAAUGCACAGGUUGUCUCUGUGCUGCAGCAAGCUACAGGGUGUGUACAGGAGACUGGACACACUGAGCACAUCAGAGUGGCAGCACACACAGGAGGAGACCACAGAGUUCCAGCACAUCAUGCUGGAGCUGAACAAACUCAAGGAGGAGGUCAACCAGAGGGAACAUGUUUACAAACAAGUGCGCAGUGAAUUAAAGAGACUAAACCAUCACAACCAGCAACUGAGUGAUCAUGUUGUCAGGUUAAAACAAGAGAAAGAACUCUUGUCCAAGACAUUACAUACUCUAGAGAUGAGGCUCCAGGCGGCAGCUACUCAGCCUCAGGUUCAAGUCCCCCACUACACAUCAGAAAGUGCCAGUGAAGAAGAUGUGGUCUAUGACAGGACCAUGUGGGCCAGUGAGAGACUCAGUCUUCAGAUGGCGCUGGAUUCUGCUGAACAUGAAAUCCAAAGACUGAGGGCAGAAGUCCAACAGUUCAGAUCUAUAAUGCAUUCUGAUGGAGGGACUGUGGAUGUGGGCAAGACUGGUCGACUGUAUGGAAAGUAUUUGAGAGCUGAAAGCUUCCGUAAAGCUCUGAUUUAUCAGAAAAAAUAUUUGCUGCUGUUGCUGGGAGGCUACAGGGACAGCGAGCAGGAAACCCUGGCCAUCCUAGCAUCCAUGGGGGGAUUUCCUGAUCCUCACACUGGAUUGGUUGUUAGGACUCACUCAAGGGCAUUCACUGUCUUCAGGUCUGCUGGCAGAGUUAUCAUUGCUAUAUCUAGGAUGAAAUAUUUGGUCAAAAAAUGGAAAAGAGCAACCAGAGUUGGUUCCCCUGUGAUGACUGGCCAAAUUUCUCCACUUCAAACUUAUGUCCAUUCAAGUUACUCCAGCCACAGAAGGAAAGAAAAGGCAGAUGAAGACUUUGCUGGAGGGAUGUUACAUCAGGCAGACUUUGGACUCCAUGCUAGACCAUACAACUAUGACACACCUCCAACUAAAGAUCUGCCUCAUUCUCAGUCCAACAAGGCUGUCCAUCGGCACAGGCCUGAAGAAGCUAGGCGACGUAUUUUCCAAGACAGUUAUCCGGCACAUUCUGAAAGCCAAGUGCGUGCACAAAUAAACCAUAAUGCAGUCAGAUCAGAGUCCAACCACAUCUCUGCCAGUGGACUGUCCAACCACACCUCUGCCAUUAGGCAGCUAAACCACAAUUCUGCUAUUGGACAGUUAAAUCACAACUCUGCUAGUGGGCAGCUAAACCAUAACAUUACCACUAGACAGUUAAACCACAACUCACAGUUAAACCACAACUCACAGUUAAACCACAACUCAGCCAGAGCACAGACCAAUCACAACACUGAUGAUUUCCUGUUCUACCUACAAAACGUCCAGCAGCGCCUCAGUGAAGGGGAAUAUGGGACAGGGAGAGAACUCUUGUGACAACAGAGUUGUGGAACAUGAAUACAAAAACUACUGACAGUUGCUGAAAUGUUUGCUAAACUUGUUGAAAACAUACAUUUUCCCCAUGUAAAUUAUCUUUAUCAUUCUUGUUAUAAAAAUGUUUGUACAUAUUACUAAUACUAAUCCAUGACAUUCUGGUACCCAACAUCAAACUAGUUAGAUGAAAAAGUUUUAUCUUAUGUUAUUUAUUUUUAAAAUGAUGCUAAGAAAAUCAGAAUUUGUUUAGUUUUAAACAUUGGAAGUGAGAAUGUUGUUUUGUUUAUGAAAACUUUCUGUUAAUGGAAUCACCACAAAGUCCUUCCUAUCUGGGUCUAUGCAGUCACCUUAUACUGUGUACAGGUUCUAUCAUUUUCUGUGAUAAUGUGGGCUCAUAGUCAGUAAGAUAACACAAUAAAUCUAUUGUCUUAUCACAUUAUUUUAAUCACACUCUAUCCCAUAUUAACCCAUUUUGAUCACAUCUGUAUAAACACAUUUUUUAGAUCGCAUUCAUUGUCCUGCAUUAUCAAAUCAUUUUAAUCACAUCCAUUGCCUUGUAUCUCCCAUUAUUUUGAUCACGUCCAUUGACUUGUAUUUUAUUAUUUUGAUCACGUCCAUUUGAAUUAUUUAUUUAGUAUGCAAUCACCACUCAGGUUGUUGAUAAAACUGUGCUUGGAGGAAAGUUCUUGUUAAAAGGUCGUCCACACUGUUUUAUAAGUUGCCCACUCUGAAUCAAAACAAACAUUACUAUAUACUCUUAAACCUUUAGUCAUUGGAAAUAUAUUCCCAGUGUGUACAUUUAUCUUUUAAAAAAGCAUGUCCAUAAUCUGUAAAUAUACUUGUAUGUAACUCUUCAUUAUCAAUUGAUGUAUACCAUUACAUAUUUUCUCAGAAAAUAUUCAAAUAUGACAAAUAAAAUGUAAAUUUAUUUUUAAAACA